GACACAAACCUAUGUCAUGUAUAAGAAUCCGUUCCAGUUGUCUGCGUGUUAAAAUCGUUAUGGAGAUGGAGUUUGACUAGCCUUUAAAACAAAGUUGCUGGUCGGAUCUAAGCAUUCUUUUGAAAUUUCUACUUUGCUCUUGAACUUUUAAAACGUCUCCUUUAUCUUAAUCAAAAUGAGAGAAUGCAUCUCGAUUCAUCUCGGACAAGCCGGUGUCCAGAUCGGUAAUGCCUGCUGGGAACUUUACUGCCUGGAACAUGGUAUCCAGCCUGAUGGCCAGAUGCCUUCUGACAAAACCAUUGGAGGUGGUGACGAUUCAUUCAACACCUUCUUCAGCGAGACUGGAGCUGGCAAGCACGUUCCCCGUGCCGUCUUCCUUGACUUGGAACCCACUGUUGUUGAUGAAGUAAGGACUGGAACCUACAGACAGCUCUUCCACCCCGAACAGCUCAUCACCGGAAAGGAGGAUGCUGCCAACAACUACGCUCGUGGUCACUACACCGUCGGCAAGGAGAUUGUUGACCUUUGUCUGGACAGAGUCAGGAAAUUGGCUGAUCAGUGCACUGGUCUUCAAGGAUUCCUCGUCUUCCACUCCUUCGGUGGAGGUACCGGAUCUGGAUUCACCUCUCUUCUCCUGGAGAGACUGAGCGUGGACUACGGAAAGAAGAGCAAGCUUGAGUUCGCCAUCUACCCCUCACCUCAGGUCUCUACCGCUAUUGUUGAGCCCUACAACUCCGUCCUGACCACCCACACCACCCUCGAGCACUCCGACUGUGCCUUCAUGGUCGACAAUGAAGCCAUCUACGACAUCUGCCGACGAAACCUGGACAUUGAGAGGCCAACCUACACCAACCUGAACAGACUGAUUGGACAGAUCGUCUCCUCCAUCACCGCUUCUCUCCGAUUUGACGGUGCUCUGAACGUUGAUCUGACAGAGUUCCAGACUAACUUGGUGCCAUACCCCAGGAUUCACUUCCCUCUGGUAACCUAUGCUCCAGUUAUCUCAGCUGAGAAGGCUUAUCACGAGCAGCUCUCAGUUGCUGAGAUCACCAACGCUUGUUUCGAGCCUGCCAACCAGAUGGUGAAAUGCGACCCCAGACACGGAAAAUACAUGUCUUGCUGUAUGUUGUACCGAGGAGAUGUUGUCCCCAAGGACGUCAACGCAUCCAUUGCCACCAUCAAGACCAAGAGAACCAUCCAGUUUGUUGACUGGUGUCCCACUGGAUUCAAGGUUGGCAUCAACUACCAGCCACCAACAGUUGUUCCCGGAGGUGAUCUCGCCAAGGUACAGAGGGCUGUGUGCAUGUUGUCCAACACCACCGCCAUCGCUGAGGCCUGGGCUCGUCUUGACCACAAGUUCGAUCUUAUGUACGCCAAGAGAGCCUUCGUCCAUUGGUACGUAGGAGAAGGUAUGGAAGAGGGAGAGUUCUCUGAGGCUAGGGAGGAUCUGGCUGCUCUGGAGAAGGACUACGAAGAGGUUGGAGUUGACUCCGUUGACGGUGAAGGCGAAGAAGAAGGUGAAGAGUACUAAGAACUUCUGAGCCACUAUUUCUAUAGCUUUUUUAAAUCGUAGUAUGAGUAAAAUUGUUAUGAAUUAAAUAUAUGGUUGAUUCGAAUUAAGAAAUGUUAUUCGAAA
Bolinopsis microptera is the source of this 1636-nucleotide messenger RNA. RefSeq names its product tubulin alpha-1A chain-like. The record is from RefSeq and is a predicted model, not a curated record. NCBI's taxonomy places the organism in Eukaryota, Metazoa, Ctenophora, Tentaculata, Lobata, Bolinopsidae. Gene Ontology annotation, biological process: mitotic cell cycle; microtubule cytoskeleton organization. Gene Ontology annotation, molecular function: GTP binding; structural constituent of cytoskeleton. Gene Ontology annotation, cellular component: microtubule; cytoplasm. The transcript is spliced from 4 exons. The coding region runs from base 176 to 1531 and encodes 451 amino acids.